AUGGGUGCCCGUCUUGGGCCGGAAGCGGCCCGGAAGCCAAAAAGUCGCAUGCAGCUGAAAGAGUUGCAAAUGCUGCUUGGAGAUAAGUUGCAGAGCGGAAAGAGCAAAAGGGUCAUCGUUGAUGCCGUCGUGCCACCCAUGAAACCUAAGGAAAGGUCCAUCGAGCUGGACAACGAGCGGGGGCAAACUGAGUGA
Molecule: messenger RNA, 195 nt
Organism: Penicillium soppii
Lineage: Eukaryota; Fungi; Ascomycota; Eurotiomycetes; Eurotiales; Aspergillaceae
Exons: 2
Coding region: 1-195 (64 amino acids)
Source: RefSeq, a predicted model, not a curated record